Messenger RNA from Peronospora belbahrii, 705 nucleotides. NCBI's taxonomy places the organism in Eukaryota, Oomycota, Peronosporomycetes, Peronosporales, Peronosporaceae. The record is from the annotation of a GenBank genome assembly.
AUGGCAAGUGACCCAUUGUCUGCUGUACAGCAGUUACAGGACGUAGUGACAACACUGGCACCUUCACUGUGCCCUCAAGUGCUUCCUAGGGGUAUCAAGUAUGGUCUGGACCUGAUUGUAUCGCUGUGCAAGACCGAAGAGCAACGACAAGCGUUGAUAGCGCUAGUGCGGAGUCGCAAACCAAACGAAGCACUUACGACAGAACAGGACGACGCAGAAACGGAUCAAGAGGAAAAAGAGCAAGAUGAUCUCAAGCCUCAGGUGAUCGGUACAUUUGACGUGAAAAAUCGCGUCUUUACGGUGCAAAAAGUGCAGUGGAUGCAUGAACGGGAUGCAAUGGUGCACGAGUUUGCACGCUUUAUGGAGCUGCAGUUGGAGAACCCCAUUGCAGCUAAUCAUGUGGUGCAGCACUUUCUAGAGGUGAAUGGUCACAAGUCUGACGCAUUUACUCUGGCUCAACAAUGUUUUAGUGCUGCCUUUGCGCUACAAACGCUUCUUGGUGCAUUCCCAAAACCUUCGAUUGCUAUUGAUGGUAAGGUUGUGAAAAUUACGCAGGAUUCUGACGUUGCCAAAGUUUUUGCACCGCUGUUGGCCCCCAAUGCCAAGAAAACGAAGAAGAAAAGCACGUCCAUGCCAAUGCAGGACCGUGCUAUGAGAAGUAAAAACAGGCAGCAGAAGUUGAAGAAGAGAAAAAGCGUGGCGUGA